AUGGCGGUGCGCCGUUCCGCGCGAUUGCGCAGUGUUAGCGCCCAGCCCUCUCCCGCUCCCGAGCCCCAAGAUGCCGUGAACGAACGCAAAGUUCCGCAAAAACUGGCGUCUGUUGUUGAAGAGCGCGUGGAGACAUCUGAGCCUGACCAAAUCGCUGUCCACACCCCGAUGGCUAAAAGAUCAAUUCAGAGAACGCCAAAUGCCCACUCCAAUGGUGGCAAGGCGGAAACUAGAACUCCAACUUCUGUUCCUGCCGUCCGACCAUCUCUCGAGGAGAUGCACCCUAGCAAAGUACAAAAAAGCACAACCAAACGUGUCGACACCGGCAUGGUCCUAGGCUUUAAUCCCGUCCAAAAAGAUGCCGACGGGAAUAUUAUCAGAAACUCCGCUAUCCAAAACACUCCAUCCAAGUCAACCGCCUCCCCCGCACCCACACUCUUCGGUACCCCCGGCUACGAGUUCAGGCGCGGAGAAGAGUCUCAGCUGAGUGACGAGGCCAAGCAGCUGAUGGACAGCGUUCGUGAAGAGGUCGCCCGAAUCAAGGAACAGAUGGUUCGCGAUAAGUCAAAGCAGACUCGACAAGAGCAAGAGGCUGAGGCCACGCACGGCGACAGAAAGAUUGCGAAGCCCAAGAGCAAGGCUAGCCGCUUCAGUGACGUCCACAUGGCCGAGUUCAAAAAGAUGGACUCCAUUGCCGGGCACCCUUCAUCCUUCCGAGCCACGCCGGGUCGCUUCCAGCCCGUGACAAAGUCACUUAAGCGCACCAAAUCUAAGGCGGAGUUAAACGAUGCUCCUUCGCAGGAUGGCUCUCCCUCCAGAACGUCCACCAAGGCUUCAAGCGAAGAUGUCUCAGCCGUUGCAACCCCGAAUGCUAAGCGUGCUAAGCCAAAUCCUGUCACGUCGGAGGCUCGUCCUCAGCUUGAGGAGAAGCGUGCUAUCACACCCAAAUCUGCCGCGCCACGGGUCCGAUCAAGAAUUACCAGCUCGAUCAUGACACCGACCCGGGCUUCAAUGGCACGUUCCGGGUCUGUCAGUAUCAAGGCCCCAAAGACUUCAUUGAUCCCUUCGCUGGCACGUUCGCCCUCGACGAAGGGUCUUGCCUCCCCUCGUACUCCGCGCACGGAAUUCAACCCUCGGUUCAAAAGCAGCCUUCCUACCCUAAAUCAUCUGAAGUCCAUCCUCCGCAAACGUCAGCCCUUGUUCUCUCGCGAUCCUGCCAAGAUCGCGGCUGGAACGCAUGUCGCCGCGCCUGACUUCAAGUCAGAUCUGCUUCUUGGCUCCAAAAAGGAAGAACCCGAUCUCGCUCCGUCGCCGUCUCCAAAGAAGCACGUUGAAUUCACACCCAGUGUCAAAUCGCGCUAUAACCUGGCCCACGCGUCACCCUCCCGGCUCAAAUCUUCUACUACUCAUGCUCAUCUAGAUCCUUCAGAUAUCAGCUAUCCUGUUCUUCCUGCUCUCACGCCCGAACAAAGUGCUGCGAUCAAGGAAGAGGCAGAUUCUGACGUCAUUCUGUCACCCACUGUCCGGCACGUCCGCAAGUCAACCGUGGCUGGGGGAGAAUCUAGCUAUCCUGAACUUCCUGUCGUCACCCAUGGUAUCGCGCACGGGCUUGCAAACAAGAAGAGACACCGAGACGAUACGGACGAUGACGACCUGCCAAGUGCGGACAAUGUUGAAAACGUGCCUCCGUCAGAGCCGGCGACUGAAGCCCGAAGCGCAAAGAGACUCAAGAAGUCCACUCCCGUUAUCUCAAGUCCAAUCAAGGCACGAGUGAUCAAGACGCCUUCUCGCGUCUCAACCGCACGUGCGGCGACUCCGCGCAGUGUGACUGCCAGCGCGAAGCAGAAAUCACGCGGCACCCUCAGUCUCAGCCGCUUGAACAUGUUGGCUAAACCUAAGAGCAAAUCUUGA
This is a messenger RNA of Penicillium oxalicum, 1911 nucleotides long. RefSeq lists its product as uncharacterized. The transcript has 2 exons. The record is from RefSeq and is a predicted model, not a curated record. The coding region runs from base 1 to 1911 and encodes 636 amino acids. Lineage: Eukaryota; Fungi; Ascomycota; Eurotiomycetes; Eurotiales; Aspergillaceae.